AUGAGGCUCACUUCAGCGACUUACCUAGCGGUGCUCUCGGGCCUGGCGUCGUCGCCGCGUCUUGCGCGCGGAAGCCCUGUCGCGUCGCGCCAGGAGGCUUCCAGCUGCACCGAGCCUGCGUCCCGGCCCGAGUGGAGGACGCUGCCGGACGACACCAAGGCCGAGUACAUCAGCGCCGUCAAGUGUUUGACCACGAAACCGUCCCGGAUCGGGCUGGACACGACUCUAUACGAUGACUUUCCCUAUGUCCACGCCCAGUUGAACCUGGACAUCCAUUUCGUGGCCCAGUUCCUGCCGUGGCACCGGCUCUUCGUGCACCUGUACGAGACGGCCCUGCGCGACGACUGCACCUACACGGGCCCGAUGCCCUACUGGGACUGGAUGCAGGACUCGGGCACCUUCCCCUCCUCGCCUAUCUUCUCAAACUCCAGCACCAGCGGCUUCGGCGGCACAAGCGCAGGCGGCUGGGUAUCGCCGGCUCGCCCCAACCCGCUGACGUCCUGCGUCACAGACGGCGCCUUUGCCGACUUUAACGUGACCUACUAUACCCUCUCCAAGCAGAGCCACUGCCUCAAUCGAGCGUUCAACAACGGCACGGGCACCGAGGCUGAGGCGAACUGGGAGGCGGCCGACUACUCGACUGCCACGAUAGCCAACAUCACCGACAACUCGGCCGACUUCAAGACCUUCUGGCCCGCGCUGGAGAACACGCCCCAUGGUGCGAUCCACGCUGUCAUUGGUGGCGACAUGGUCCCGCAGACAUCGCCAAAUGAUCCUCUCUUCUUCCUCCACCAUGCCCAGGUCGACCGCCUGUGGUGGAUAUGGCAGCAGGUCGAUCCCGAGACGCGAAAUGCGGACUUUUCGGGAAACAAGAACCAGGCUCCUGACGAGACCCCCGCUGCUUUGACCGACGUCAUGCCCUACUUGGGACUGGGCCCGAACAUGACGGUCAGCACUGUGAUGACUAUUGAGAACGACGUUCUAUGUUACACAUACGUAUAG
Messenger RNA from Anthostomella pinea, 1002 nucleotides. The record is from the annotation of a GenBank genome assembly. NCBI's taxonomy places the organism in Eukaryota, Fungi, Ascomycota, Sordariomycetes, Xylariales, Xylariaceae.